AUGGUCAGUCCGUGGCAGAUGUGGCUUUCGCCUCGUCCGCAGCGUUCGGUGAUCGCUUUCAGCUCGCACAUUUACUCCAGUGACAACGCUGCUCUCUUCGAGUUUCUCAAAGAAGAGGACGGCCGGUGGGUUGUGAGGGAAACACACUACAUCAAUAAUCCCUUGGUGAAGGAUGGACUAUCUGGCCCACCCCUCCACAUACACUGGAAGCAAGCCGAGUAUUUCCAAGUCGAGCAAGGGGUGAUCGGGAUCCAUAAGGACGGAAAGCAGAUCAGGGCUUCGAAGGAUGAUGGCGUAAUUGAAGUGCCAGCCGGUACACGCCACAAAUUCUGGGCACAUCCUUCCAGCCAAGAAGACCUAAUCUUCAAGGUCUGGGCUGAGCCUCAAGGCCUCGACAACAGCUUUGACGAAAAGUUCAUCCGAAACCUGAUCGGAUAUCAGAGGGAUUGUAGAAUGGCAAACAUGGCGCCGUCUUUGUUUCAAAUUAUGUUAAUCUGCUACGACUCCGCAACUCUGGCUACACCACCCUUCUGGAUGCCCCUGUGGCUUCUUAGCUCGGUUCAGUAUAUCUUGGCUUAUUGGAUUGGGGGCCGCUUGUUAGGAUAUGAGCCAUCUUAUCCUGAGUACUAUAGGGAGCCUGGAGACAAGAAAGAGACGUAA
Trichoderma aggressivum f. europaeum is the source of this 660-nucleotide messenger RNA. RefSeq lists its product as uncharacterized. Lineage: Eukaryota; Fungi; Ascomycota; Sordariomycetes; Hypocreales; Hypocreaceae. The transcript is spliced from 4 exons. The record is from RefSeq and is a predicted model, not a curated record. The coding region runs from base 1 to 660 and encodes 219 amino acids.